Cladocopium goreaui is the source of this 861-nucleotide messenger RNA. The record is from the annotation of a GenBank genome assembly. NCBI's taxonomy places the organism in Eukaryota, Dinophyceae, Suessiales, Symbiodiniaceae.
UCAGAACCUCGCUCUCAAGAGGUGUGGUUGCAGCCUGCAACGUAGGCAACAUGUCGUGCGCAGAUGCUUCUGCCCGCGCCGCUGCAGCCUUUGACAUCAUGGAUGCAGAUGCAGAUGGCAUCUUGGGAGAGGAGGACAUCGCUCUUGCCCUUCGGCAGUGCGGAGUGGAAGUGGAGGCCAGCACCAUUGCCGAUUUGGCAGCUGGCAAGACCAAAGCUUCCAACGAAAGUACCCCCAUGGAUUCUGAAGCGUUCCAAGCUCUUGUGAAGCAGCACAGUAGGGAGGUGGUGACGUGGAAGAAGGACGUGGUAGCGCAAGCGCUGACGGCAUUUGGAGAUGAUGACUUCGCCGACGGCACUCACAUUGCAGAAGGCCUCCGAAGACUAGGUCUGGAUGCAACAGACAAGGAGGCUUGGGAAAUGAUGAAAGAAUUUGACAAGGAUAGCGAUGGCUUGCUGUCCCGGGAUGAGCUGUUGGAAAUGCUCGGCUGCGUUUAGAGCGCAGGAAGUUUGACAUCUUUCAUCGCUGCUAGUAGCGAUGGCGUCGAUGGUCUUGAUGAUAAAUUCCAAUGCCCUCUGUAUGUGUCUAAUUUCUGGAAAGAACCUCCUGGGAUCUUGCAGAAGUGGAAACUCCUCUGCUCCCCUUCAUAGAUGCAAAUAACUUGUUUUUCUGCAUGGUUCAACUGGAUUCCAGAAUCUGCCCAAGGGACACCACCCAUUAAUUUGAUUUCAUGUGUGCAUUUUAAUUACUUGGCUUGAGCACACCUGCGUUGUACGCAUGUGCAUCCAAGCGCAGCUGACAAAUUAGAGUGUAAAUCACAAGCUUUUUGCCUCACGGGCGUUCACUCGUUGCAUGCAAAAA